CCCCCCUACGCACAACGGCAACGACACUUCCAUCCACACCUGCUUGCUGUCCGUCCGAAGAAGCUCAGUAGCUUUGGUCCCAUCGCACCACCAUGAAACUUGCCAUGUGCCUCACUCUUGUCCCUCUCGCCGCCGAGGCUGCUCUUCCAUCGAACGGCUGGUUUGGUGGACGUGGACUUGCCCUGGUCGUCAAGGGUGGGGACCAAAAGUUCACGUAUGCCACCAAGGACGGCGGCAGCGACAGCGCGUCCUUCUACGGAGAGGCCCCGAAGGGCGGGUCGUUCUUGAGGGAAAUCGCCGACUCCUUCAGGAACAUUGUCAAGGACACCGAGGAAAAAUGCAAGAAGGAAACUGUUGUCGCACCAACCAAGGAGGACCAUUUCCACGUCGGCCCUUUCUGGGAGAGCAAGCUCUUCAAGGAGGGCGGGCUAGGGUUCCUCUUCGGGCUUGGCACGGGUGUCUGCGUGCGAAAGGUCAACCACAACGCCGCGUAUGCCGUGAGCGGUGCUCUCGUAGCCGCGCAGUACGUGUCUCGCACUGACAUCCUAGGUUUUGGUGGCAAGCUGGGUUGGCCCAAGCUGGACGACUACAAGCUAAGGGACUGCGAGCGCGAGAACUUCGACUUCAUCUGGCGCACCGGCCGCACCUUCAAGCACACCGUCCAGGAAUCCCUGGAAACAUGCGAGGGAUACGUGAUCGGGUUGGCCGCGGGCCUCAAGGCACCUCUUCCCUAAUGAGGUUUUCCUGUCGUCGCGCGGUUUCCACAACACCUUCGUAGGCCUUUAAGGCUCAGGAGCCUAGAUUUUUUCGCUAACGCCGCAUGGACAUCGCGUACAGGGCACUUGGUGCACGAACGGCAAGGGUCGGUGUCCUUGGAGCUGAGUGGCCCCCAUUAGGGUUGAUGACCCCCCAUCAGGCCCGAACAGACCCCUCCGUGAUGAGCCAUCCGCUCCUCGUUCCUGAACAGCAGCGCAGAGCUGGUCUGCUCCACAGUAAGUAGUGUUCUCCUGUAGUCAAGACAUGUGUAGAUUUUACGUAAAAGUAUGCUUGAUGAUUGUAUGAAAGGGCGCGGCACUGCAGCGCAACGUUCUCCUCGGACUUGCUGGUAUGCGGUUUCGAGCAACCUUCACCGCUUGCCUAACGCUCGCGGGCGAUUUUUCUUGUCUAGCCUGCUUGGGGACUCGUAGACACUCGCCAGGACAUUCAAGAGUGGUCGAAUUGUAGAUGUGGUGUGGAGUGAAAGCAAGCGUGCAAGUAAUAUAGAAGUAAAUAGAUGUAGAGCUUAGGGUACCAACGGAGUGGCGUCACCACCACCUAUUCUUCGUGCCAAUAUAUGCAUGCCGACCACAGGGAUGGACUCCACAUGUGGUGAAAAGGGGAUUUUUUCUUUGAACUUUCGACCGCUACUGUCUGCGUACGCCUUGGCCGGCUGGGAAUCGGUUGAUUGAGUAUCAGAAGAACUUUUGAUACAAAAGCCUCCAGUGGCCAUCCUCGUCAGUGUG
Ectocarpus sp. CCAP 1310/34 is the source of this 1502-nucleotide messenger RNA. The record is from the annotation of a GenBank genome assembly. NCBI's taxonomy places the organism in Eukaryota, Phaeophyceae, Ectocarpales, Ectocarpaceae.